AUGCGACUUGAAAAUGCAGAAGGUGGAGCAACAACGAAAGGUGUCCACGGUGCGACUAUCCGAGGAUCGAGGCGUGCCAUAAUGGCGGAGGUGGCGACGAAGAAAUCGAUAAACGUCGUAAGUAACAAGAAGAACGAGGUUUGCGGUGUGCAGUCUAACAACGGUUUGCUAGAUUUGGAUAACCUAACCGCGAGUAACAAUCAAUUAAUAUCGUUGUGCGACACGAACGACGACGAGGAUGAUCUAAUCCUGACUAACAACACCCGUAACGAGUUGAACACAGACGACAAGAGCCUGCAGGAGCUGAUCGAGAGCGAGCUGGCGCUCAGGAUCAGCUCCAACAACGACCAGGAGACUGUCGUUGACGGGGAGGAGCCCGAGGAGACCUCGAAUCAACCGGAAACGGUGAAGAGGAUCGUGUUGGACAGACGACAGGACACGCUGGACGCGAACACCGAGUUCAUUCUCGCGGAGACCGAGCAUUGUUCGUUGAUCGAGGAGCCGUACAGUUAUCAGAACGGUCACGUGUCACCGGACACCAAGAUCUCCGGUUCCUCCUACGUGGAGACAGUGAAGCCUGACCCGAUCACUGUGGAUUUCCGGGACGAGAAGCAAGAUGUGGAGGAACGUGUAUUCGCCGAGCAACCGGAAGUUGGCGGCACGAUUGUCAUUCAGAAAACAACGACAGACGAGACCGAUCAGUCUGCACGUGACUCCGUGGACGAUGGCAGGUUAUGCCUGCAUAACCCGAACAACGAAGACUCGUGCCCGAUUUAUCCUGUCCCACGGGCAACGGAGGAGAGACCACCCCAAGAGCCGAACAUGACCGUCCAGUCCUUCGAAUCGGCCUACGAAACCGUCACCGAGCAAGUAACCACGACCCAUUCCACGUGUUUCGAUAAGCACGAGAAAGAGGAAGAGGAAGAGGUGGUAGAGAGUAAAGUUCUAGAGGAUUCAGUAACAGAAGUAGUGCAGAUGGACGCAAGGCCGCAAGAAGAGGACGAUCCACCAAGGAGGGACCUAUUGGACACCUGGACGGGACAGGUAACAUUUAUGGAAGGUCAGCAGGCUGGUCAGUUCUCCGAUAACUUCGACCAAACUCUGUGUCAACAGACUGUGGAGUCGUGCUCCGCGCAUGAACUCGCGAAAGAGUCUUCGUUGCUGGAAAACAAUAAAUUCAACCAGUGUUUGGACCCUGUUAUGGCUGAGUCGGGGAAGGAGCAAGACACGGGGGACAUGAAUCAGCUUCCUGUGGAGGAGUCCAAAGUAGUGUUAUUGGAUGAUAAAUCUUCCAGUUCAGUCGACGAGAAGAUCCCUGAAGAUCUGGAAGACUGUUCGGUUCCCGUGAAAUCUGUUGAUGACCCAGAACAGGAAGUUAAAGGAACGUCGACUGUGCAAUCUAGUAGCUUCGAUGAUGUCAUCUUGAUCCCAUCGGAGGCGUUGACAGAUGCAGCGAGUACCCAAGAGUUCAUAGACAUUGAACGUCGCGUUUUAAAAGAGGAACUGGACAUUGAACGUCUUCUGGACGAAGCCCAGAAUUGUGAAAGUCCAGAGAAGAUUGAUCCCCAGACAGUUAGUUUGCUGGACCUGGAUGAGGAAGUACCAGCCAAGGAGGAUGAAGUGAAAGAGGAGGGGAAUGAUAUCGCUGACGAGCAGAACGCGAUAGCGGAAUCGUCCAGUGAACUGUCAGUGUCCGAGUCCACGUUCAUCGAGAAAACCGAUGUGGUCGCGUCCGACAGUAACGCGACGAUUUUCUCGGAAACGAAGUGCCUCGAGUCCGGAAAUGACUCGGAACUGAUCGACGAGACAACGGAGAACCAGAACCUUGAUGGGACCACUCGUGCACCCCUUGCCACCCCGGAUGACGAGACCAGCGACGUUUCUAACGCGUGUGACAGCGAAAGCCGCGAGGAGACAAUAACAACGACUUCGUCCGUGGUCACCUCGUCUACGACGAAGAACGGUACCAAGACGAAGAAGAAGAAGAUCGAGGGCGUCGCUGGAAACGAUGCCUCGCCGAACCUCACUCCCCGUACAAAGAAGACCAAGAAGAGCAAGAAAAGCGAGCUCGAGAAGGAAAACAUCUCCGUGAACUCUAACUUGCGAGAGCCGAGCAUGCACACCGGUUCCCGGCGCACGCAUCCGGAUUCCCUCGAUUUCUCGGACGAGGACGAUCUGUCGAACGUGAACGUCAAGUCGCUGACACAGACAUAUGUAUCGGGGGCUACUCGCUACGAGCAGGAUCGAUCGAUCAAGGAAAAGAUCGCCACCGGCGUGUCGAUCAAGCAGCUGUGUCGUAGCUUUGGCGACAUCUCGAGCAUGAGCGACGGCGAUCAGACGGCGUACGGGAAAGCGAAUCACGUGAUGGAGACCGAGGAGAAGUCGAGCUUCAAUAAAUUCGACGCUCUCAGUAAGAAGACGGUGCUGCAUGUGCGUUCGAUCGACGCGGGCAAAGUGCAACAACAGCUGAACGCCGUGGGUCAAAAUGGCGAGACGAAUCCGAACUGUCGCAGCUGCGGCAAGGUCGUCUUCCAAAUGGAACAGACAAAGGCCGAGGGCCUGGUUUGGCACAAGAAUUGCUUCCGGUGUGUCCAGUGUAGCAAGCAGCUCAACGUGGACAAUUACGAGAGCCACGAGAGCACGCUUUACUGUAAGGCACACUUCAAGGAGCUCUUCCAACCGAAACCGGUUGAGGAGUCCGAGCAGCCUGUGCGACCUCGAAAGCCGGAGAUGAUCAUUAGAGAGAACGAGCCGAAAGAGCUGCCGCCCGAUGUGGUCAGAGCCUCUGACAAACCGGACCUGGGUCUCGAGGAGCUGUCGAGCCUGAACGUGAAGUCCCGGUUCCAAGUGUUCGAAAAGACCGGCACCGAGACGAACGAGAUCGAGAGGUCACCGUCGCAGAUAGCGGUGAAGAGGUCGCCCAGCAUCCUCAGUAAACUAGCCAAAUUCCAGGCGAAAGGGAUGGAUAUCGGUGUGGCGGACGAGUCCCUGAAUGGAAUCCCUUACGAAGAGUCGAGCGAGAGCGAGGAAGAGGAGGAGACGGAGGAGACGGAGGAGACGGACACCGAAAUUGUGAAGGCGAAACGCGCGACCCGCGAGCGACCGAUCAGUUUCACGAAAAUGGACGACAUAAAGAAUCGCUGGGAGACGACCAGCCAGCAAGGGAGACGCAAGGUCCAACGGGAGGCAAGAAAGGAGGAGAUCGCCGGGAUACGUUCGCGACUCUUCAUGGGCAAACAGGGUAAAAUGAAGGAGAUGUAUCAGCAAGCGGUGGCUGGUAGCGAUCGUGUGACGAAGAUCAAUCCUGCAGAGGAGCUUCAGAACUCCUCCACCCACGCGCGUUCCAUCAAAGAACGAUUCGAAAGGGGUGAACCGAUCGCCGCCUCCGACGACGAGACGGACAACAAACCGAAACCGGAGAAGGCCGACGAGGAAGUGAUCGCAGCAGGUGCGUCUCGGAAAUCCAGAUCGCUGUUCCUGGAACUGGACGCCACGGCGGCGAAGACUGGACGACCUGUGACCCCAGUGAACCCGAAGACACCUGCAGAGGGACCUCGACGUGCACGAGACGCAUUCAUGGGACGGCAAGUAUCGGACGACGUGGUGCGCAGCUCGGACACCGCCGAGGAGGUUCAGGUCGAGACCUCGGACAUAUCGAACAAAUUCAAAUUUUUCGAGACUUACAAGGAACCGGAGAAACAACGGAAGCAGUUCCGUAUUACCCCUCCGCGAGACGGUCAAGUCAAGAUGGACUCCCCCGAGCGUGAAAUCUACCGUGACCCAGACGUGGUCAGAGCCGAGGAUAGGGUGGACGAAGUGGUGCGCACGGACACCGCCAGAAAAAUGUUGUCGAUCUUCAGGCAAAUGGAAGAGAACGCAACCAAAAAGGAGGUCCCGAAUGGUCCUAAGCCGUUGAAACGAUUCACACCUCCUCCCGAAGAUAAAUACGCGAAACCGACCGCCUCGGAUUCCGAGGAGGUCGAGGAGGAAGAGGGCGAGGAGUCGGAAGGCGAGGACAGCGGGGAGGAAAGGGAUCCGAACUACGUGCGAGCUUCGGAUAAGGUGGAGGACGAGUUCCUGAAGCAAGCGCAGAACGCAGCGCGCGCGAAGACCCUGUGCGCGAAAUUCGAGCACUGGGAGGAGACGGACGGGAAGUCGGUAACGUCGAGCAACCAGCACAUCGCCGAAAUGGAAAUGGCUCAAGGCACUGGAGAACAAUCGAGCAUAGAGUCCGCAAGCAGUCUCAGGGCCCGUUUCGAGUCCCUCGGCUCGCAACAGACCGAAUCUCCGCGGACCCAAAAGGUCAAGGUCAAUCGAUUUGUGGAGAUUCAGGCGAGCUGCACGGACGUCUGCGAGAGCUGCGAAAAGAAAGUGUACCCCCUCGAGAAGGUGGAGACGAAUAACAAAAUCUUUCACAAACAGUGUUUCCGGUGUCUGCAGUGCAACUGCGUGUUGAGGAUGGACACGUUCACCUUAAACAACGGUAAACUGUACUGCAUCCCGCACUUCAAGCAACUGUUCAUCACACGGGGGAACUACGACGAGGGUUUCGGCGUGGAUCCGCACAAGAACAAAUGGUCGACAAAUGGGAACAACAACACCACCGGGCCAUCGCCAAUCGCGGUCUCGAACGGCGAUCUCUGAUCCGUCGAUUAGUGCCCGCCGUCCACGCGAUUAGAGAAAGAGACACACACACAUACACACGCCGAUCACACGCGGCCAUGUAAAUUCCACGACGAAGCGAAUGGUACUGCUCGGGGCCAAAACCCAUGGAAAAUCCCAUUUCUAGUUCUCCAAAGACCGCCCCGAGCACACCCCCGUCUCCUCCCAUCCCCCGUUCCGAAUUGAUCGUUCGACUAAAUUCGAGAAUCGUUUAAGUAAAAUCGGCCCGAUUUGAAAGAACCGCGUCGAUCAGCAUGCGACGAGAUAAAAAGUCUCGCGACUGAAAGGACACAGUCCCCCCUCCACUCGUCCUGGCUCCUUGCUCUCCUGUCAUUUUAAGUAUUUUUAUUUUUUACCUCUAGACCCUAUUUGCCAAUGCCCUAUUAAAAAAUUCGCUUAAAUAUUUGUUAUAAUUAUUUUAUUAUUAUUACUAUUAUUAUUAUUUUUACUUGUAUAACUCUUGGUAUUAUUUUAUCACACGUGUUGUAUAAUACAGAAUUUCAUUGCGCUUUAUAAA
Molecule: messenger RNA, 5179 nt
Organism: Dufourea novaeangliae
Lineage: Eukaryota; Metazoa; Arthropoda; Insecta; Hymenoptera; Halictidae
Exons: 19
Coding region: 1-4644 (1547 amino acids)
Biological process (GO): actin filament bundle assembly
Cellular component (GO): plasma membrane; actin cytoskeleton
Molecular function (GO): actin filament binding
Source: RefSeq, a predicted model, not a curated record